GCUUGUGCAGACACAUGUCGGAGGCUUGCAAAGUCCCGGCGUCUCCCGGAGCCGUCGCAGCUGGGAGGUUUAGGCUGCUGGGCGGACUGCCGUCGGGGGGACGAUCCUUUGGCUUCCCUGUUGGCCGAGUGCCCUGAGGGCGCCACCCACCCAGCGACCCCCGCCGCCUUUGCAGCGCCCCCAUGGCCGAAGAGAAGCCCCCCCUGACGGUGGUGACCUGCACGGCCCCGGUCAACAUCGCGGUGAUCAAAUACUGGGGAAAACGUGACGAAGACCUGAUCUUGCCCAUUAAUUCCUCCCUCAGUGUCACCCUGCACCAGGAUCAGCUCAAAACCACCACGACAGCGGCCAUCAGCCGGGACUUCAAAGAGGACCGCCUCUGGCUCAACGGGAAAGAGGAUGAUAUUGGGCACCCCCGUCUCCAGUCUUGCCUGCGGGAGAUGCGCCGACUGGCUAGGAAGCGCCGGGGGGGCAACGGCAGCAGCAGCAGUAGUGACCCCCCUCCCCUCAGUCUUGCCUGCAAGGUCCACAUGGCUUCGGAGAACAACUUCCCGACGGCAGCCGGGCUGGCUUCCUCGGCAGCUGGCUACGCCUGCCUGGUCUAUGCCCUGGCCAAGCUGUACGGCGUGGAGGGGGAGCUCUCCGAAGUGGCCCGCCAAGGCUCAGGAAGCGCCUGCCGGAGUAUGUUUGGAGGCUUUGUGCAGUGGACGAUGGGGGAAAGAGACGACGGCAAGGACAGUGUCGCCCAGCAGGUGGCGCCGGAGACGCACUGGCCCGAGCUGAGGGUCCUGAUCCUGGUGGUGAGUGCGGAGAAGAAGCCAGUGGGGAGCACGGCUGGGAUGCAGACCAGCGUGGAGACCAGCCGGCUGUUGAAGCACCGUGCAGAGGCCGUGGUUCCAGAGCGCAUGGCGCAAAUGGCCCGACACAUCCAGCGGUGUGACUUUGAGGCGUUUGCGGAGCUCACGAUGAAAGACAGCAACCAGUUCCACGCCACCUGCCUGGACACCUUUCCGCCCAUUUUCUACCUCAAUGACGUCUCCAAGCAAGUGAUCUCCCUGGUGCACCGUUUCAACGCACACCACGGCAAAACCAAGGUGGGCUAUACCUUCGACGCCGGCCCGAAUGCGGUUCUCUUUGCUCUGGAAGACACGGUGGGUGAGCUUGUCGAGGUGAUCAAGCGCAGCUUCCCUCCGGAGGACAACGGAGGCCCGUUCCUGAAAGGCCUGCCGGUGCAGGGAGCCUCUCUUUCAGAUGAGCUUCUCACAGCCGUGGUGAGAGAUCCGGUGCCGGGAGUGAUCCAGUACUUGCUGCACACGAAGGUGAGGCCGGGGGCCCCUGGGGUGACUGAUGACAACGCUGAGUCUUUGCCACUCCUCUUUACACCUGGCUGA
This is a messenger RNA of Gekko japonicus, 1391 nucleotides long. It is a transcript of the gene MVD, whose product is annotated as mevalonate diphosphate decarboxylase. The record is from RefSeq and is a predicted model, not a curated record. Gene Ontology annotation, biological process: isopentenyl diphosphate biosynthetic process, mevalonate pathway; isoprenoid biosynthetic process. Gene Ontology annotation, molecular function: ATP binding; diphosphomevalonate decarboxylase activity. NCBI's taxonomy places the organism in Eukaryota, Metazoa, Chordata, Lepidosauria, Squamata, Gekkonidae. Bases 183 to 1391 code for a protein of 402 amino acids. Gene Ontology annotation, cellular component: cytosol. The transcript has 9 exons.